UUGAUAGUUAUACUGAUGGUAAUAACUGGUGUAUUGACGAUUCUAACUUUUGCAGCUCAACCCAGCUCUCCAUCAAUCGAACAUAAUGGAAAGGCAACAGUGAACGGAUCUGUAUUGGGUCCAUACUACGAAGGACAUACAUUGUCGUUGGAAUGCGAAACAUUUGGUGGGAAACCUACACCAGAAGUCUCUUGGUAUAAUGGGGGUGAAGAACUCGAAUCUGAAAGCAAAGUUCGAAUCGAAAAGAAUGGUGCAUCUAGUGUCACAUCGAUGAUGCAAAUGAGUUUAGAGAGAGAAGAUUUGGGAGCGAAUAUCGAAUGCCACGUUGACAACGAGGCUAUCGACGAACCCCUCGUCUCAUGGGUAAAAAUAGAUCUUCAUGUGGGACCAAUAUCUUUAGAAGUUGAAGGACCAACAACUCCCGUUGUUUCUGGAAAUAGCGUGACUUUCAUCUGUACCAUAGAAGGUGCCAAACCAUGGGCCAAUGCUACCUGGUUCAAUAGAUCUGAUGUUUUGAACAUCGAACCUCGGACUCAAAUCGACCUGAGAGAGGAUGGAACUUUUACGACCAUCAGUGCAGUUAACGUCAUAGUCUCACGGCAUGACCACCAGGGAACAUUCUACUGCAAGGGUACUAAUAACGCCAUGCAAGCUAAAAAUGAGGCACCCCUCCUUAAGUCCUUGGAUAUACAAGUUCUGUAUCCACCUGCAGUCAUCAUGCAGCCAACAGGGGGAGUGCUCGUGAACGAAUCAGACUCUGCCAUCAUCUACUGUACGUAUGAAGCGAAUCCAUUCAACAUUUCAGAUGUUCUAUGGUUUCACGAAGGAGUGCAAUUAACGGUUCCAACAAGUGGCAAAUACGAAAGCAGUAUACAAGGUUAUCCAACCUUAACCAUUCGAAAUGUUCAAAAAGAAGACAGGGGGAUGUAUUCGUGUUCACUGGCGAAUGCCAUUGGCAGAGGAAACGCCACCAAUGAAGCUGAAGUCAAUGUCUUGUUUCCACCGAUUGUGGAGGCGACCAUCGCUCCAGAAGACGUGAAAGAAGGUGAAAGUAUUUCACUGUUCUGCGACAUCUUGGAAGGAAAUCCACAAAAUUUGUUGCGGGUCAGGUGGUACAAGGAAGAUGAGCUUCUGCACGAGACAACUGAGAGGGAGAUCGUCUGGUUAGGGGUGAGCAGGAACUCAUCAGGAAUAUAUUCGUGCGAAGGAGAGAAUGCCGCCGGAUGGGGUGAGGAGUCUGAAAAGAAGGAGUUGAUCGUUAAGUACUUACCUGGUCCUUCAAAAUUGUAUGAAAUGGAUCCACCGGCUGUUAAAGGUGAAACAUCAUUCUUACACUGCGAAGUGAAUGAUACCGGAUUACCUCCUGCAUCUGUUUACAGAUGGGAAAAGAACGGUGAAUUACUGGCGACAACAUCAAGUGAGAAUUACACCACUGACCCUCAUGGUGUUAGAGCUGAAGGAAACUACUCAUGUUCUGCUGUAAACGAAGUGGGAGUUGGUCCUAAAGGAUACAAGUUCAUUAAUGUGUUUGCUCCUCCGGCCUUCAUCAUCGACUUGCCAGACAUACGAGGUGCUGAGCGCAACGCAGCCUUCAUCAACUUCAAAUGCCAAGUGGAAUGUGAUCCUAUCUGUGAUGUCACGUGGUCCAAAGACGGAAGCACUAUUACGAGCACCGAUGUGUAUAUAAUCAUUAAUCAGAUCGAAAACGAGGAUAUGGUCCAAAACCGAUUCAAAUCCGUCAGUAGUUCUUUGAAGUUUAAUAUGGCUGCUUGGCCCGAUAGAAGGCUGAGUCGAAAACGCGAUGAUGCCAAUUACACCUGUUCUUCAACAGGCAACGAUGUUGGAGAAGGCGUGUCAUCCACUAUGGAAUUCCUUGUUGAAUAUGCACCAGAAUUUAUCAAACUGUCUGAAGACAUGAUUUUUGUGAACGAAGGGGAGAUACCACAGAGUGUGGAAUGCGUAGCACAGUCAUGGCCUCCAAGCACAUUCAUGUGGAAAAAGGGAGACUUGGUCAUUGCCCGAGAUGACGUACUCACGUUUAACGACAGCGUCUAUCGUGAACAUGCUGGUAUGUACGUUUGCCAAGCUGAAAACAGACAUGGAAAACUUGGUAAAGAAAUGGAGUUGAAAGUUUUAUACAAACCCGAAUGCAGCAUUAGUGAAACGACAAACGAUGCCGGAGAGCCUGUAUUGGUUUGCAAAGCGGACGGAUUUCCCAACAAGAUCAACUACACUUGGAGUAAAGACAACGAGACGCUGGACAUUGAAGAUCAGUAUGAUCUGGAUGCUUCCCCUGAAGAUUACAAGGUCUAUCUACUGCCGGACAGCGCUGAGAGAUAUGGAAUGUAUGUUUGUGUGGCCAUUAAUGAUGUGGGCAUGUCAGAUCCUUGCGAGCGAUUGGUUUCUGGUCCUGGAAUAGCGGGUUGGCAUGCAGAAUUUGGUGAUAAGAAUGUGCUGGUGAUUGCUGCGAUUAUCGGAAGUAUAGCUAUUCUCUUUGUUCUCGCCAUCAUCAUCAUCAUACUCAUCAUGAGGAGGAGAAGAAUAAUGAGCAGUUAUAUCAGCAGUCCCGGUAAAGCUCCUCUGGGGGGAGGCGAUAGCCUCUACCAGAAUGUUAGCGGAUCUGACACCAAACAGAAUGGACCAUCUGCACCAGAAUCCGAAGGAAACGUCAUGUACGAAAACAUGCCAUUCCACCGUCAGGGGCAGUCUGUGCCUUCCUUCCCAAGUGCCCGCAUGAGACAGUCUCUGCCUGCUGAUUUUUCACGAGCAUACCAGAAUGUACUCUACUGCAGACAAGAUUGUAAAGAACAACAACAAAGUCCCCAAACCAACACUAAAGUCCAGAGGAGGACUUCAGGGAGCUCCAGCAAAAGAGAGCCCUGUCCCAAACACGGGUCAGGUCCUGAUUCCAUAGAGUGGGCUGAAGGUCUGUCCCAUUCUAGAGAAAAUGGAGGUAACUCACAGAAAUAUCUUAAUCCGUCUCCAGUGAUAUAUGUCGAUUUGGCAUUACCAUUCCACCGUGCACAACCAGUAAACAAAGAACUGACCAAAUAUGCUACGCUCAAGUUCACAUCGGAAGCUGCAAAAGCCUUACAGGCCGGACAGCAGUGACGAAAUGGUGUAUGCGGACUUGUAUGAUGAUGUCAAAGCGGGAAAAAUUCCCGAUCCUAGAAUGAAGCCUCCUCUGCCACCCAAGGGCAUCGGAAAGAAGCCAAAAGAGCCUCCUUUGCCUCCUAAAACCAAAAAGGGAGGGUUCUU
Molecule: messenger RNA, 3258 nt
Organism: Parasteatoda tepidariorum (common house spider)
Lineage: Eukaryota; Metazoa; Arthropoda; Arachnida; Araneae; Theridiidae
Source: RefSeq, a predicted model, not a curated record